AAGUAUCGUAAUUACCAGAAAGAAUGAAAGAAAAACGAAAACAGCUUACCUUACAUAGUUCGCGUGAUCGUAACCGUUCAAAAUGAUUUCAAAUUUCAAUGGAUCAUAUUCGGUGAAGUAUCCGUAAACAACUGGAUGAACGGUCGUGAUUGAACGGUAGAGGGGCCGGGUCUAGAAAAAGAACAAAGACGGGUUCAUUUGAACGUUCUGGGCAAUUCUCAAACCCUCCUGCAACUUUCCCGCGCCCUUGGCUCUCGACUCUGCCCAUGUCUGAGAAUCCAUUUCAGGCCAUCUUUCUAAACUUGGAGAAAAUCUCGCAUGGCGUUCAAACCCUUUUGUCCCAGUUCGCCGGGCUUUCCAAUCACCAAUCAUCACCACCCACGAAUGGACGGCGGCCUCUCUUUUCUCUCGCGUCAUCCUUCAAUCCAAACCCAUUGAACGCAAGUAGUAACUCCAGUGUUCUCUUACCGAAAGAGCUCACCAACGAGGGAAAAUCUGCUACACCUGUAACUAAAGAAGAGCUUGGCAGGGCCACCUGGAUUUUUCUCCACACUCUUGCUGCCCAGUAUCCGGAUAAGCCAACUAGGCAGCAACAGAAGGAUGUAAAAGACCUGAUGGAUAUAUUAUCUCGAAUGUACCCUUGCAAGGAAUGUGCAGAUCACUUUAAAGAAAUUUUGAGAGCAAAUCCUGUACAGGUUGGAUCUCAAGCUGAGUUUUCCCAGUGGUUAUGUCAUGUACACAAUGUUGUGAACAGAAGCCUAGGCAAGGUGGUGUUCUCAUGUGAGCGAGUAGAUGCAAAAUGGGGCAAAUUGGACUGUGAGCAGCGCACAUGUGAUCUACAAGGAAAUACAAAGAUUUUUGGUGACAAAAUGCAAUAGAAUUUUAUGUCCAUAUAUUUGGCUUAAGGCAAUUUCUGAAAAAUAUCUUUGUUAUUGUUUUGGUGCGUGUUUUAUGUUUUUGUUGUUGCUAAAAGUUUGGAUAUGUAGAGCUUGGUUUUCCAA
Messenger RNA from Rhododendron vialii, 1001 nucleotides. RefSeq names its product FAD-linked sulfhydryl oxidase ERV1-like. Gene Ontology annotation, molecular function: flavin-dependent sulfhydryl oxidase activity; flavin adenine dinucleotide binding. The record is from RefSeq and is a predicted model, not a curated record. Lineage: Eukaryota; Viridiplantae; Streptophyta; Magnoliopsida; Ericales; Ericaceae. Bases 267 to 878 code for a protein of 203 amino acids. Gene Ontology annotation, cellular component: mitochondrion. The transcript has 6 exons.